Nycticebus coucang (slow loris) is the source of this 2527-nucleotide messenger RNA. It is a transcript of the gene SLC35A2, whose product is annotated as solute carrier family 35 member A2. The coding region runs from base 1066 to 2268 and encodes 400 amino acids. The transcript has 5 exons. The record is from RefSeq and is a predicted model, not a curated record. Gene Ontology annotation, biological process: pyrimidine nucleotide-sugar transmembrane transport. Gene Ontology annotation, molecular function: UDP-galactose transmembrane transporter activity. Lineage: Eukaryota; Metazoa; Chordata; Mammalia; Primates; Lorisidae. Gene Ontology annotation, cellular component: Golgi membrane.
UUCUUUUGAAGCUGGACCACAAAAACUUGAUUUCCCUCCCAGAUCUUCCUACAGCAUCCAAUAACUGCAGAAGGUGGUAUUGUAGACAUUAAAGCAUCAGCAAUCAAAGAUAGCUCAGAAGUUUAAAAAAAAAAACCUAUCUGUCCAACCCCAGGGUGAGGAAGAAAUCCCGUUGGAGGAGAAAAGCCCUUUGGAGCACGUAUGAGGUUUGGGCAGGGGCUGAGAGCUGAGGGCAAUCUUUUAGUCCUUUUCUAAUGUUCAGGAUGUAGUCUGUUUUGCCCUGCUUUUGACCCUCUUCUCCGUUACAUAUGCAUGUCUUCAACCUUCAACUGCUUUACCCUAGUCUGUCUUGACCUCUGAAGUCCCCAUCUUGCCCCCAUUUUCAAACUCUAGUUAAACCUAUAAGCCUAUCACCUACCUCAUUUGUUGUUCAUUCUUCGUGGUGGCUCAUUUGUCCUCCCUUCUCUGCCUCAGCUAUCCUUUGCCUUUUCACUUGCUCAUCCUCACCUAACCGCUUUGGCUAGCUUAUUUGCCUGAUCCUAGCCUCUGUUAACCUGCUGCUUCACCCACAACUCCCUCACGGGUCUCAUCUCAGGUCUCUUGUCCCUUCGGAGACGCCCAUAGGCUCUCCAGGGGGCGAGGCCUCUCUGGGCUAGGGCAAAGAGGAACUAGGAGGCUUAGGAGUUUCUGAUGCGGAAAAGGACAUGCUGUCUGAAGGGUGUCAAUAAAACCGAGACAAGGAGUAGCUGAACCAGCGGGGUUAGGAGACUGGGAAAGCGGUAAUCAAUGAAGCGGAUGGACGGCAGAGUGAGGGCGGGUCUAGUAGCAGGAAUAGACCAAUGAGUGCUCUGUAAAGAUACCGAGAGGCUGAGCCGGCCGAGUUCCAGGUUUCCCGGUCCAACAGAAUUUGGGAAUCCCGAGGCCACUGCUUGAGACUCGGCUUUUAUGAGCGGACGAGGAACUACAGCAACCUAGUUCACACCCCACCCCGAAGCCCGGAAGCGGAAGUGACGGACACGGAAGUGCCCUGCUGUUGCCGAGGGGACGGGCCGUGUAGAUGCCAACAUGGCAGCGGUUGGGGCUGGAGGCUCCAGCGCGGCGUCCGGGUCAGGGGCGGUCUCUGCGGGGGCAUUGGAACCUGGGACUGCAAGUGCGGCUCAUCGGCGCCUCAAGUACAUAUCCCUAGCUGUGCUGGUGGUCCAGAAUGCCUCUCUCAUCCUCAGCAUCCGCUACGCCCGCACACUGCCUGGGGACCGUUUCUUUGCCACCACCGCUGUGGUCAUGGCCGAAGUGCUCAAAGGCCUCACCUGCCUACUCUUGCUGUUUGCACAGAAGAGAGGUAACGUGAAGCACCUGGUUCUCUUCCUCCACGAGGCUGUCCUGGUGCAAUACGUGGACACACUGAAGCUCGCAGUGCCCUCUCUCAUCUACACCUUGCAGAAUAACCUCCAGUAUGUUGCCAUCUCCAACCUGCCAGCUGCCACUUUCCAGGUGACGUACCAGCUGAAGAUCCUGACCACAGCACUGUUCUCCGUACUCAUGCUGAACCGCAGCCUUUCCCGGCUGCAGUGGGCCUCCCUGCUGCUCCUCUUCACUGGUGUCGCCAUUGUCCAGGCACAGCAAGCCGGUGGGGGAGGCCCACGGCCACUGGAUCAGAACCCUGGGGCAGGCCUAGCAGCUGUUGUGGCCUCCUGUCUCUCCUCGGGCUUCGCAGGUGUCUACUUUGAGAAGAUCCUCAAAGGCAGCUCAGGAUCCGUGUGGCUGCGCAACCUGCAGCUAGGCCUCUUUGGCACAGCACUAGGCCUGGUGGGGCUCUGGUGGGCUGAGGGCACUUCUGUGGCUCGUCGUGGCUUCUUUUUUGGGUACACACCUGCCGUCUGGGGUGUGGUGCUCAAUCAGGCCUUUGGUGGCCUAUUGGUGGCUGUCGUUGUCAAGUAUGCUGACAACAUCCUCAAGGGCUUUGCCACCUCCCUGUCCAUUGUGCUGUCCACUGUUGCCUCCAUUCGCCUCUUUGGCUUCCAUGUGGACCCAUUAUUUGCCCUUGGCGCUGGGCUUGUCAUUGGUGCCGUCUACCUCUACAGCCUUCCCCGAGGUGCAGCCAAAGCCAUAGCUUCUGCCUCUGCCUCUGCCUCCAUCUCCACCUCUGGGCCCUGUAUUCACCAGCAGCCUCCAGGGCAGCCACCACCACUGCAGAUGUCUUCCCACCGUGGAGACCUCAUCACGGAGCCCUUUCUGCCAAAGUUGCUCACCAAGGUGAAGGGUUCGUAGCUGCUGGGAUUGAAGACGUUGGCCUGGCCUCGCUCUCCCUUCUUGCCCUGGCCCAGCUGAGACCAGACACUCUGAUCAGUAUUAGGGGUAGGAAGAGGUAGUCACUGAACUCCCUGUCCCCCCACCCCACUUGACCCCACCGCACCCCACCCUACCCAGGGCUAACAUAACUACAUCCUCUCUAGUAAUGACCUCAGCCCUUAGCCCCUACUACUCCCAAACAAUUUCUUAGGUGAGUUUUUGCAAAUAAAAUGUGUUG